AUGUUUGCAAAGACCAGAGCAGAGCAAUCCCAAGGUGCCUACUUCUUGCCUGAGUUUGCACUUUCUCCACAAGGAAGUUUCUUGGAAGACACCACGGGAGAACAGUUCCUUACCUACCGCUACGAUGAUCAGACCUCAAGAAUUACGCAGUCCGAUGAAGAUAAAAAAGGUGGCUGGGAUGCUUGGGGAGCUUGGAGCGAUUGCUCCCGUACGUGCGGAGGAGGUGCAUCCUACUCUCUAAGGAGAUGUUUAAACGGCAGGAACUGUGAAGGCAGGAAUAUCCGAUAUAAAACCUGCAGCAAUAAUGACUGCCCUUCAGAAGCUGGAGAUUUCCGGGCCCAGCAGUGUUCUGCCUACAACGAUGUCAAAUACCAAGGGCAUUUUUAUGAAUGGGUUCCUGUCUAUGGCGAUUCCAGCUCCCCAUGUGCCUUGAAGUGCCAAGCUUUGGGGAAACCCUUGGUGGUGGAGCUUGCCCCCAAAGUCCUGGAUGGCACUCGCUGUAAUGCCAAAUCCCUGGACAUGUGCAUCAGUGGGAUAUGCCAGGCUGUAGGCUGUGAUCGGCAGCUCGGAAGCCAAACCAAGGAAGACAAUUGUGGCAUCUGUGCUGGAGAUGGUUCGACGUGCAGGCUUGUGAGGGGACAAGUGAAGGUGCAUCUUUCGUCCGAAAAAAGGGAGGAAACUGUGAUUGCUGUACCACAUGGGAGUCGCAGCGCAAGAAUUAUCGUGAAGGGACCAGCACAUCUUGUGAUUGAAUCCAAGACAUUACAGGGAGACGUUGGAGAACACAGCUUUGAUGCCCCCGGAAUGUUCAUUGUUGAAAACACAACCGUUGAAUUUCAGAAGGGUUCAGAGAGAGAAACCAUAAAAAUUCAAGGGCCCCUUGGAGCUGAUUUCAUUAUCAAGACCAGGUACACUGCCCCGAAAGACAGCAUGGUUCAGUUCUUUUUCUAUCAACCCAUCAGUCACCAGUGGAGACAGACGGACUUCUUCCCUUGCACAGUGACAUGCGGAGGAGGUUACCAGCUGAACUCUGCCGAGUGUGUGGAUAUCCGAUCAAAGCGUGUUGUGCCGGAUCAGUACUGCCAUUACUACCCUGAAAAUAAGAAACCGAAGCCCAAGCUGAAGGAAUGUAACAUGGACCCCUGCCCAUCCAGCGACGGAUUUAAAGAAAUCAUGCCUUAUGAUCACUUCCAGCCUCUUCCUCGCUGGGAACACAACCCUUGGACUGCAUGUUCAGUUUCUUGCGGAGGAGGAAUUCAGAGGAGGAGUUUUGUCUGCGUAGAGGAGACCAUGCAUGGAGAGAUACUACAAGUAGAAGAGUGGAAAUGCAUGUACGCCCCCAAGCCCAAAGUCAUGCAAGCUUGCAACCUGUAUGAUUGUCCAAAAUGGGUAGCUUUGGAGUGGUCACAGUGCACUGUGACCUGUGGCCGAGGUUUACGUUACCGAGUAGUGUUGUGUAUUGAUCAUCGUGGGCAGCACACGGGGGGCUGCAAUCCUCAACUCAAACUACACAUCAAGGAAGAGUGCAUUGUGCCAGUCCCUUGUUACAAGCCCAGAGAGAAAAACCCUGUUGAAGCAAAGCUCCCGUGGUCCAAGCAAGCACACGAAAUGGAGGAGACAAGGACCAUCUCAGAAGAGCCAACGUUUAUCCCUGAGCCGUGGUCCCCGUGCAGUGCCUCUUGUGGUCAUGGUAUUCAGGUGCGUGAAGUGAAGUGCCGUAUUUAUCUCGCAUUUACUCAGACUGAGGUGGAGCUGCCUGAUGAUGAGUGUGAAGAAUCUAAGCCCCCCACUGAACGCGGCUGCCACCUGGAGUCGUGCGAUGGAGAUCCUGCACCUUCCAACCUGGGAUUGUCACAUUCUGAAGACACUGGUGUCAUCUAUGACUGGGAAUACAUUGGUUUUACCCCUUGCUCAGCCACUUGCAUGGGAGGGACUCAGGAAGCUAUUGCAGUGUGCAUACAUGAACAAACAAAGCAAGCGGUAAAUAACUCCCUGUGUGACAGUUCCAGGAAACCCCCUGCAAUGACUCGUGUGUGCAAUACAAGGGACUGCCCCCCAAGGUGGCAGGUGGGUCCCUGGAGGCAGUGCUCAGCCACUUGUGGCGUAGGCAUCCAGACAAGGGAGGUCCAGUGCCAGCAACCCGGAGGAGCUGCCGUUGGGCCUGAAAGCUGCAAAGAGGAGAGGCCUCAUGCCCUGCAAGCUUGCAACCAGGUGGAUUGCCCACCCGUUUGGCAUGUUGAGGAAUGGCAACAGUGUUCCCACACAUGCGGCAGAGGCACCCAGACCCGCAAAGUGACCUGCAGGCAGCUUUUGAUGGAUGGAAGCUCCCUGAAACUCCCUGACGACAGAUGCCAAGAGCCUAGAUUGUCUCCUCACAAACCUUGCGCCAAAACCGAUUGCCCCCCGCAACUGGUUGUGGGAGAGUGGUCUAGAUGCUCUGUCAGCUGUGGUGUUGGAAGUCAGAGAAGGAAAGCCACUUGCCAGAAGCUCACUGCUAAAGGCCAACAUGUUGCAUUAAAUGGAUCAGCGUGUAGUGGUCUCCCAGUACCCCAGCUUGUAAGGCCUUGUCACAUGAGCCCAUGCAACAGUGUGAGACAAGACACGACCCCCAAACUUUUGGGGAAAUAUGCUUCUCUGGGGCCGCAGAUUCUCAGUAUCCACAGAGUCUACAUACAGACAAGACAAGAGAAGCGCAUUAACUUUACUAUCGGGAGCCGGGCAUAUCUCCUUCCAAAAACAUCUGUUGUCAUUAAGUGCCCGGUUCGGAGGUUCCAGAAGUCACUUAUCCAGUGGGAGAAGGAUGGGCAGCGCCUCCAGAUCUCUAAGCGUCUCGGUGUUACCAAGUCAGGAUCGCUCAAGAUACACAGCCUUGAAGCUUUGGAUAUUGGCGUUUACAAAUGCAUUGCAGGCUCAGCACAAGAAACAUUUGUUCUCAAGCUGAUUGGCACGGACAACAGACUUAUAGAACCGCCUGCCUUGAGAAAACACUUGGGUGAGAGCAGCAGCACGGAACACAACGAGGCCAACAGCUUUGGAGCAAAGUGGCAUAAAAUGAGCCAGAUGUGGCAGCUGUGGAACCAGAAGAGCAAACAGUAUCUGGGUGAUGGACAAGUGAAUGACCAGCCAUUCCUGCGGCACCUUGAGACUCGCACAAGGAAUUUGGCGGAAGGAUAUGGGUCCCGUGAAUUCAGAAACAAGCGCCUGGAGGCCGUGCUGCUCCCUGGGGCAUACAGCAUGGAUACGGUCCAUUUUGAGGAGUUGAUCAAGAAUCUGAGUAAUCUCGUUGAAGCUGGAGAUGUCAACGAUGACUUGGCUUCCCAGCUUGUCUAUCAGCUGAUUGCUGAGUUAUCCAAGCCUCCGCAGUCUGCUUCUGAAAGAUUGAAGGAGCCGCGAGAGGAAAAGCUACCUCUGAAGAAACCUGCUAAAUCUCCAAGCUUGUCUGAUAAUCUCAGCACCAAACCCCGAGACAGCGUGAUGAGAAGCCAAAAGGGCCCAGUUAUUAUAAGGCAAAAAGGAAGGCCAGGGGUUUAUUCAAACAAAACAGUAACGGUACACAUUGGGAGUACAGUUUUCUUGACGAGGGACACCUCUGUAGUAAAUCUGCUUUGCGAAACUGUUAGGGGGAGUGACCCUCGGUAUAAUUGGACAAAAGAUGGAAUGGAAUUGAAGUCCUUGGAGAAAGUGAUUUUGGCAGCCAAUAACAAGAUCCAAAUUUUGAAUCUUACCAAAAAGGAAAUGGGUGUGUAUCGCUGCGUGGUGGAAAAUGACUUCGGUUCUGAUGCAGAAACUUCAACAUUGUUAUAUGCAGAAGCUCCUAUGAUAUUGUAUUCAAUGAGGAACGUAACUAAUUUGGAGCUUUCGAACUUCUCGGUGACUGUCGGUGGUACAAUUCUGGCAAGAACAGGAGCCAAUGUUCUGCUGGAAUGCCCAGUGAAAGGUGUUCCCCCUCCAAAUGUCACUUGGUUGAAGAACGGAAGUUCUGCAAGAAAUCAUUUUUUUACAAUAGUGAAUGGUUCCUUACUCUUGAGGAACAUUUCAUCUGAGGAUUCUGGGAUGUAUACUUGCGUAGCUACCAAUCCUCUGGGGAAAGCUUCAUCCAAAACUUUUCUUCGACUGACUGGUGACAGCUUUCAGGAGCCAAAGACCUCCAGCAGCAGUCGGAAAAAGCGUGUCAUGGCAUCUGCAAGCGGUACAAACAUUAGCGUGAUACCUGGUGAUCUUUUACGGAUUGGCUGUCCUGUACAUCCCAGUAUGAAGAACAUCAUUCACUGGUCCUUUAAAAAUCAACCCAUUGAAGAAAUUCUCGGCUUCAAUCACAGAACUCUGGUUCAAGGCCACAUCCUAGAGGUGAACGUUGUCUCUGAUCGGCUUGCUGGACAAUACGGAUGUUGGACAUCAUCGAGUGUCAAGCCAUUGUCUGUUUGGGUAAAUGUCAAGAAGGAAGAAUAUAGAUGGGAACUUGGCGAUUGGAUCCCUUGUUCUUCCACUUGUGGGAACUCAGGAACUCAGGUCCGAAGACUGCUUUGUGUGAAUUUGGAGGAGCAAAGAGUGAACAAGUCGCUAUGUAAAGAGAGUCAGAAACCAACUAUAAAUUACCGGUCUUGCAGUAUCCGUGACUGUCCUGCCAGGUGGGCCACGACUGCCUGGUCUGACUGCUCUGCUUCGUGUGGCCGUGGAUUUCGCCAGCGGCAAAGAGUGUGCAAGCAAGUGAAAGCCAACGGUGUUGCUAUAACGGUGCCUCCAGGUGCCUGUGCAGACCGAGAACGGCCUUUGGAAAGGAAACCUUGUGUGGGACAUUCCUGUACAGGAUGGAUAAUUCAUCCGUGGGGUCAGUGUGCUGGCCGCUGCAUCGGCCAUGCUGUGGGCUCACAACACCGCCUCGUUCGGUGUCAGCAUCGGAAUGGAUCGGCGCUGUCAUUCUCGCACUGUGACGAAGGGAAAAGGCCGUCUGUUAGAAGAAACUGCUCUACAGAGAAAUGUGACGUAUUUUGGCGGACAGGUCCCUGGAGACCUUGCAGCGUGGACUGUGGAAGUGGAUUCCAGUCGCGCCAAGUUGAUUGCAUCCACAGGAGAAGUAAGAGAUCCAUAGCAGAUCAAUACUGUGCAUGGAGGAAGAGGCCGGUGACCUGGCGACACUGCAAUGUCACUUCCUGUGACAAAGGUGAAUGCAAGGAUACUACUCACUACUGUACCUUUGUAAAACACCUAAAAUUGUGCUCGAUAGAAGUCUACAGACAAAGGUGUUGUCAGUCAUGUGGAGACCGUUUUUCUUCUACGGGAAGCUCAUGAUGCCAUGCUGGAAGAUAUCACAGGAAGAGAAUUGUUUCUCAGUCCAAAGCGCUUCGGAUCAUAAAGACUGAUGAGUAGUACGGGACUGACUAAAAAAAGCAAAACGUAGGAAUAUUCCAGACUGGACGUGUGUUUUUCAUUUGAUUUCUUCCUCUUUCUUGCAAUGGAAGCUGUCAUGGAUGUUGAGAAAAGAAUACCAUUGGCCCUUAUCUGCGGAACAUUACAACUUGAACAGCGUCAGAAGGAAAACUCAUUGGCUGUGAAGCUCUCGGGCAAUACCCCGAUCGUAUCAAACCAGACACAAUUUAGCUUACGUCACUUUUUGAAGAACAUUGGAAUGCAGCGGCCAGUCUGCUUUACUUGUUACAAUGCCUUCCUGGUUUUGAUCCAUUUCUAGACAGUACCGAAACCUAAUAGAAAUUGCUGCCUGUGACUUAUGAAAGUUUUGCCAAUAGCUGCAUUUCCGGAACGUCUGACAAACACAAUGUUAUCGCAGGCUGCAUUUUUAUGAAGAUUAGCUGUCAGAUAGAUCCCCCGUUCAUUUUCCUUCCUUUGUUUAAGUGCCUGCAGUGAAAGCCAACGUACAUGCCGUUUUAUGAUUUUCAGACCUGCCGCGGGACUGUUUUUCAAUCAAUGAGGUGUCAUUUUGGGGAGUGGUUCCCGUGGCGUCUGUUUCAGUCUCACUGGAAUCUGAUCAAAGCCAGGGCACGAUUAGUCUAAUAUGAAUCUAUAUGGGAGCUUGGAAUGAAGGUUUUAUGUUUUGAGAACGGUUCUCUUCUGCUGUCAGAUGGGAAAUGAAAGCGGACCUCUGGCCAAAUGUGUCUGUCAGGCUGGAUUGGCCUUGAAGAAAUGGUCUAUACUUUUCCAGUCACUGGAAAGUUUAAAAAACAAAACAGAAAGAGCUGUUAUACAUUGAGACAGACAUGUGUUAAGCAUCAGCUUCAAUCGGGUUUCAUUCCUCUUGACUAGUACGCAUUUUAGAGUUAUGGCAUGCCAGUAAAUCCUCAAUACGACAGACUUGAAGUAGCUCUUUUUUUAAACUCUUACAAAUUAUGUGUGCAAGUCCAGCAAAAAGAAAAGGCGAUUGGCCUUCAGCGUUUGAGAAAUGAGAACAAUGUGAAAUAGGAAAUACAUGUGCCAAGAUUUAGGAUAAUGGCAUGCUAUUCUGGACACUCCAUCUCCAAAAGGUAUGGGAGAGCAGCCAUAAUUUACCAGGGGGGUGGAAAGAUCGUGAAGUAGCAGGAGGGCAGGAAAGUCUAUGAAAUUAUAGGUGGUGAGAGAGAGAAAUGUUUUUGCCCAUAAUUCUAGUACUGGGGCAGGAUGGGGUAAUAUAAUGAUACUGGUGAUACAUUCAGGACAGAUCAAAGAACCAUAGCCAGAUGACAGGGUGAUAGCAAUUGGCUUAGCUUUGAAAGGAGAUUAGACAAAUUCACAGAGGGCAAAGCUGUUGUUGCAAGCUGUAAGCCACAAUAGGUCAGUCCAGCUGUAAUAUGUCCCUGAUUAUCAGAUGCCGGGGAUGGGGAAGAUGGUUGCCUUGCUUAUGGGCUUUCCGAAGUUGGGCCACUGUUGGAAACUGGGAUGGACUAGACGGACUCUAGGUCUGAGCUAACAAGGCUCUUCUGGUGUUCGGGUUAUAGCCGAGGAUAUUCUGAUCAUUUUCAUUUGCGGGCUUUUGUGCAAAUGUCAGAAGGUGUGGUUCAUUCAACUGGGCCUUAUAGCAGUCGUUCAGUAAAGUAACAGCCAAAGUUUUGGUUUCUGUCCUAACUGUAUUACACAGAUACACUGUGGUUUUGCCUCACUAACUGUUAAACUAGUGCUAGUGGAUAGCAAACCUGUUUUGUGGUUAGCGUUACCCUCCGCUGACUUGCAAGGAAUCAUGAUCUUAUCAAAGACUAGCACUUGGAGCCAGUGUGCAGUUAUUGGAAUUCAGUGGUAAAACUUUUCCUGGACUGUACCACUUCGUUCUGAAUGGACUGAAUUUCGUGGAUGAAAAAAUACUCCCUACAAAGGCCUAGUAUUAACCAACAAAUAGACCACAUGCCAGAGGGAAAGCCAGGCUGGUUGAAGCCUGCUUCUUGACAUGGUGAAUCCAGGGGUUUUAUAACAUGUAGGGAACAUAUAAAAUGCAACCCCAUAGACUGAAAAGGCAGUUUUAUGAAAAGCUUUUCUGCCCAGUUCUGCUGAUUGUAUAUGCAAGCGAACUCUUUUAAGACACAUUCAUGCCAAUGGGAGAAUUAAGUUCCAUUGAACUCAGUGGACUUAGAAGCAAUUACCUUUGGCUGGAUUAUUACCCUAGCUUUCAAAUCAGCCAUGGGUCUUCUCUGUUUAUACCGUUUUUAAAUUAAAACACAUGUAAUAUACUUUUGUAUAUAUUUAUUAUGUGUUCUAAAAGUGCAAUAUUUUUUGUACAGUGUGUAAUAAAGAUUUUGGAACAUAUUUUUUUUUACUGUUGAAAUGAAUCAGUGUUUUCCCAUUGUAUUUAAUAUUGGAAAGCGAUGAACUGGUAGCCCUCCUGUUUUGCUAGUACUUUGGUUAGGAAUGCAUGACCCCAGAGAAGGCAGAGCAGUGAAUG
Molecule: messenger RNA, 7861 nt
Organism: Eublepharis macularius
Lineage: Eukaryota; Metazoa; Chordata; Lepidosauria; Squamata; Eublepharidae
Gene: ADAMTSL3
Product: ADAMTS like 3
Exons: 30
Coding region: 1-5289 (1762 amino acids)
Biological process (GO): extracellular matrix organization
Cellular component (GO): extracellular matrix
Molecular function (GO): metalloendopeptidase activity
Source: RefSeq, a predicted model, not a curated record